GUGAAGACGAUGCGUCGUUCGUGUCUAAUAAAACAUUCUCCGGGGUGCGGAUGACAGGGAGAGCGAGCUUUUUUUUGUCGCCGUAGCCCCCUCUCUCUGCCGCCCGUAAUUCUGGUUUCUGCCCUGAGAUUUUCGAGGAAGAACAGCGAUACUAACAAUUGAAGAAGAUUAAGAAGAAGAGGGAUUUUGAAGGGGGAGAGUUUGCGAGAGAAAGAAGAUGAAGACCACCAAAGGAGGUAAGGUGAUGAACCCUACCGAUGCUUACCGCAAGGAGCUUCGCAAGAAGGAAUUGAAACGGAAUAAGAAAGAAAGAAAAAAGGUAAGGGAGGUGGGAAUUUUGAAGAAAGAUCCUGAUGCAAUCAAGGAGCAAAUUCAAAAGUUGGAAAUGAUGAAGGCUGAUGGUGCCCUCGAUAAAGCUAGAAAGCACAAGAAAAGACAGUUAGAGGAUACUCUUAAUCUUGUAUUGAAGAAGAGGAGGGAAUAUGAAGACAAGAUGAAGGAAAAGGGUGAGGUCCCAGUUAUGUUCAGUCAUUUGGGACCUCCAAGAAGACGAACUGAAGAGGAAGAAGACAGAGCAAAACAUCCAAAUCCUGAAGACUCUGUUUACCAUCACCCCACGCUGAAUCCCACUGGAGCUCCGCCACCUGGGAAGCCUCCAAUGUUUAAAUCAUCAAUUGGACCAAGAGUUCCUCUAUCCGAUGCUUCUACAAGUGGUGCUGCAUCAUCCUCAAACAUGGAAUCAGAGGAUGUUCCCUUGUCUGUACCUCCACCUCCCCCACCCCCUCCUUUGCCAGAUUCUGCUAAAAUGGGUUCUGCUGAUGGUCCUGCUCUACCUGAUUCUCUACCUCUACCUCCUCCACCUCCAUUGCCACCAAAGCCUGUAGCAUCAAACUUGGGUUUACCACCAUUGCCGCCACCACCUCCUGGUCCUCCACCAAGGGAACAAGUUGCAGGUCGCCCUCCCUUUUUGCUGCCUCCAUCUUUGCAGCAUUCUACCAUGAUGCACCCUCCUGGAACCAGUGAAGUUGAAAAAGAGAGAGGUCAGCCUGCAUUUUUGGAUGAUUCAACCUCCAAAGUGUCAGCUCAGGUACCUACUACUCUCCCGCCACCUCCUCCUCCACCUGGGAUGCCACCAAAGCCAGCAAGUGAUCAGACUGAAGGUGCAUCAGGUGACGAGGAGACAAAUAAUUCUUCAGUAACCAAAGACGUUUCUAAAAUGGUUCCCCCACCUCCACCUCCAAGACCUUCUCCAUUAGGUGGGCCCUCAUUGAUACCAACCUUACAGCCUGAUGUAUUACCCCCUGGAAUAUCUCGAUUUCCCCCACCUCCACCUCCACCAGAUAUGCGGCCAACAUUAUCUGCACCCGGACUCCCACUCCCACCUGGAAUGAUGGUCCCAAUAAUGACAAGGCCACCAUUUGGCCCUCCCCUUGGACCGCCGCCCAUGAUGAGACCACCUCUUCCUCCUGGCCCUCCCCCCAUCUUUCACGAAGAUGACUAUAAUGCAUACAUGCCACCUGUCCCUCAAAAGCCCUCGUAUGUUAAAUCUGCUGCAUCUACUGUUGUUAAGCGUCCACUAGCUCAGCACACUCCAGAACUUACAGCAAUGGUUCCUGCAUCAGUUAGAGUGAGAAGAGAGAUUGCGGUCCCGAAAGCAAAGGCGAAGCCUUCUCCAUCAACUGCAGCAGCACCGUCCCUGCCUGCAGCUCCUAUUGUUGGGAAGCCGGAGUUGGUUAGCUCAUCAUCAGCCCCAAAGAAACAGAGUAUCGACGACUCGUACAUGGCAUUUUUGGAGGACAUGAAAGCCCUUGGUGCGCUUGAUGGCUGAGAUGUCGAAUUGGUUUAUAUGGGAAAUGGAGGCAGCAAGUGUAAUCAAAAGGGAGGAGAAGCAAGUGGCUUGUACUUCUCUAGACUGAAGACAGAUUUGGGGACCACCAUUGCUUUCUGUCUUCAAGGUUUCUUUGCUGCAUCAAAGGGUAGCAUACCUGCAUCAGUGCACUGCUGCAUUUCUUGGUAGGGGCAUUAACUUAGGCCUUAUAUUGUGUCAUGUAGACAUUUUUAUACUUUGGAAAAGUUGGAAAUUGUUAAUCAGAUUUUAUUUCAAAUCGACAUCGAGCUGAUCUUACACCAUUAAUUGUCAUCAAUAUGAGAAUAGCUUAAUGGAUAAGGAGUUGAAGGUUCAAUCA
Messenger RNA from Momordica charantia (bitter melon), 2186 nucleotides. RefSeq names its product proline-rich family protein (gene ELF5). Gene Ontology annotation, cellular component: spliceosomal complex. NCBI's taxonomy places the organism in Eukaryota, Viridiplantae, Streptophyta, Magnoliopsida, Cucurbitales, Cucurbitaceae. Gene Ontology annotation, biological process: RNA processing. The record is from RefSeq and is a predicted model, not a curated record.